GUCCGGGAUCCGCCUCCCUCGGCUCCCCACGGUCCUCGUCCCGGCGCCCAGGACGCCGCUGGUCAGUGUCAUGUGACUUAUGCCCGGGCCCCGAGCCCGAGCCGGGACCUCUAGGCGAAGAGGAGCUGAUCUCCGCUCGAGAACCUGAAGGGUGUCUUGGGUCAGGCCCAUCUGUACCGUGUGCCAUGGGGGCACUGUGGGCCCUCCUUCUGGCCUUGGCCGCAGGCCUGGCCGCUGCCAGCCCACCGAACGUCGUGCUCAUCUUUGCUGACGACCUGGGCUAUGGGGACCUGGGCUCCUACGGGCACCCCAGUUCCACCACCCCCAACCUGGACCAGCUGGCUGCAGGGGGGCUGCGGUUCACAGAUUUCUAUGUGCCUGUGUCUCUGUGCACACCCUCCCGGGCCGCCCUCUUGACCGGCCGGCUCCCAGUUCGGAUGGGCAUGUACCCUGGAGUCCUGGAGCCUAGGUCCCGGGGGGGCCUGCCCCUGCAGGAGGUGACCCUGGCUGAGGUCCUGGCAGCCCGAGGCUACCUCACAGGAAUGGCUGGCAAGUGGCACCUUGGGGUGGGGCCAGAGGGGGUCUUCCUGCCCCCGCAUCAGGGCUUCCAUCGAUUCCUAGGCAUCCCGUACUCCCAUGACCAGGGCCCCUGCCAGAACCUGACCUGCUUCCCACCGACCACCCCCUGUGACGGCAGCUGUGACCAGGGCCUGGUCCCCAUCCCACUGUUGGCCAACCUGUCCGUGGAGGUGCAGCCUCCCUGGCUGCCCGGCCUGGAGGCCCGCUACAUAGCUUUCGCCCGUGACCUCAUGGCUGACGCCCAGCGCCAAGGUCGCCCGUUCUUCCUGUACUACGCAUCCCACCACACCCACUACCCCCAGUUCAGCGGGCAUAGCUUUGCAGAGCGCUCAGGCCGCGGGCCGUUUGGGGACUCCCUGAUGGAGCUGGAUGCGGCUGUGGGGGCCCUGAUGAUGGCCAUAGGGGACCUUGGGCUGCUUGAAGAGACACUGGUCAUCUUCACCUCCGACAACGGACCUGAGACGAUGCGCAUGACCCGAGGCGGCUGCUCUGGCCUUCUGCGAUGUGGAAAGGGGACGACCUUCGAGGGGGGUGUCCGAGAGCCUGCCGUGGCCUUCUGGCCAGGCCACAUCGCUCCCGGUGUGACCCACGAGCUAGCCAGCUCCCUGGACCUGCUGCCCACCCUGGCAGCCCUGACGGGGGCCCCGCUGCCCAAUGUCACCUUGGAUGGCUUUGACCUCAGCUCCCUGCUACUGGGCACAGGCAAGAGCCCUCGGCAAUCUCUCUUCUUCUACCCGGCCUACCCAGAUGAGGUCCACGGGGUCUUUGCUGUGCGGAGUGGGAAGUACAAGGCUCACUUCUUCACCCAGGGCUCCACCCACAGCGACACCACUGCAGACCCUGCCUGCCACGCCGCCAGCCCCCUGACUGCUCACGAGCCCCCAUUGCUCUACGAUCUGUCCGAGGACCCUGGUGAGAACUACAACCUUCUGGAGGUUGUGGCUGAGGUCACCCCCGAAGCACUGCAGGCGAUGAAAAAGCUGCAGCUGCUCAAGGGCCAGUUCGAUGCAGCUAUGACCUUCGGCCCCAGCCAGAUCGCCCGGGGUGAGGACCCCACCCUGCAGAUCUGCUGCCAGCCCGGCUGCACCCCCUACCCAACCUGUUGCCACUGCCCAGACACCCAGGCCUGAGGGCUCUGGCCCAGUCCACAGGGAGACCCUGGCUUGGGCAUGUGAGAGUUCACUGCUGUGAGCAUGGGGGGUGCAGGUGUGUGGAAGUAGCAUGUACCUGAUGAUGUAAUAACACCAGCUGAGACUUGCAGGUGUGA
Molecule: messenger RNA, 1846 nt
Organism: Propithecus coquereli (Coquerel's sifaka)
Lineage: Eukaryota; Metazoa; Chordata; Mammalia; Primates; Indriidae
Gene: ARSA
Product: arylsulfatase A
Exons: 9
Coding region: 186-1709 (507 amino acids)
Molecular function (GO): arylsulfatase activity
Source: RefSeq, a predicted model, not a curated record